Molecule: messenger RNA, 1664 nt
Organism: Haliotis rubra (blacklip abalone)
Lineage: Eukaryota; Metazoa; Mollusca; Gastropoda; Lepetellida; Haliotidae
Exons: 2
Coding region: 197-601 (134 amino acids)
Source: RefSeq, a predicted model, not a curated record
UGUUAUGAUUAAUGACGACAGCCUUUAUGUAUAAGAGUAAUAUAGCAACAGAGCAUAUGUAUGUGACUAUCUAGUGUCGGUGUGACAUGGUAUUGGCGUCACAUAGUGCAGCACGGUACGUUGUAAAACUGUCGUCCCAGUAUCAUGACAACUGGCAUUCUGUUUUCAUGUUGGAAUUUACCAUGAAGCCACCAAAAUGAGUGAAAAACAACCCAUAUCAAAGAAACAAUUCAAGCUGAGGAGUGGCAAAGUUUUCCCACCUCUUCUCCAGGAGGAGUUACCGCCACACUCGAAUAAGCGUCCUGUAAGAUAUUGCUCCCGUGACAACUUCCCCGACGACACAUCGCCGACGCGGUCUCUUGGCAACGCCCGGACUCGUCCAUCCAAGAGCGGAACACAAUCGGAAAAAGAUUUUCUGCUGAUCCGGAAGUUGAUCGAAAUGGGAGAAUUCCAAAAACCCAAUGAGAAACUUCCUUUCAAAAACCGACGUCUCAAGGCCCAAGAGAAGAGAGUCGACACUCCCCAACACCAAAGGCAUGCCAAAGACAACACGUACGAUCAAAAUCCACCUCCAGAAGGGUGCCGGACAGAAUCAACUUAGGCCAAAUAAAACGAAUCUCCAUUGCUGACUUUCGACGCACGAAAAUGCCCGGAUUUCUUAGUUUCGUUUGUCAACGCAAACAGGCACCAGAGAACCUGCUUGAGAAAACACGUUCAAUUCACUGUGACCUGUUUGGUCCGGGUUUGUGUCCAGAAUGCCAGAAGCUGGAGAACAGGUAUGACUUUACCCAGGCCCAGGAUGACCUGUUUCCUUACCUGAAGGUCACAUCCAGAUCCUUGGUCGCGGCUCCUAAACUGAAGAACCAGCUAACUCCAGUCUAUGUCCAGGGUAAAUGGCAUCUUUCCGCGAAGAAGGAGGCUGGGACGAAAGCCCUAGGGAAUGUGUACACUCAGCUGGACCUGUACCGCAGAAUGGUUAAAGAAAAGGAAGAAAACAAGACUCUGGAUCUUAUGACGUAUGGCUAGAUGGUGGUAUAUUGCAACCGGUAUAGACUCUCAGGCCAAUGGAACAAUGACCAUGUGAUUCAGGAAGUUAAAAUGUAAUGUUCAAGACAGUCAAUAAUAGAUUCAUGAAUGUGCGUCAUGGUGAAAGAAGGUAUUUGCAUAUAAGUUCUUCUAUCAAUGAAUAUUCUUCGGUUAUGGUUGGUUUUUCAGUCUGAACCCAAUUUCUGCUUUCUGAACCCAAUCAAUUUGUUUAAAACACGUAUCUCAGAAAUCGACUUUGCUAAUGUUUUAUAUUUGCUUAAAUUCAUUUUUAAAAGAAUUCAACGAUUUUCAGAAACAAACUGAUUUGACAUGAAGCAAACAAUCUGCAAAGCCAUAGAAAUGUAUUGAGUUUCAUUUUGUCAACGUAAACCACUAGGGAAAGUUAUGUCCAUUGUUCUUGGAAGUGUUUCAUAAGCAUAAAAGAAUAACUGCCCUCGGGCAAUUAUUUCUAUUUAAAAACAAUAAAAUUGUACUUAUUUUGAUAAUCUUCAUCAUGCCUAAUACAUUACAUGCAUAUUAAUAAGUAUUACCUCGUGGUGUGAGCCGUUUAAUCCCCCUCACUGAGGUAGUUAUUUAAAUAAACUCUACUCGGGCUAAAGCCCUCGCAGAGUUCAUUU